UUUAAGCGCCGCAGGCUGGGCGUUUGGAAGGCGACCCGGUGCGGAGAGGAGGCGGCUCCUGGCUGCUCCCCGGAGUCUGUGCGACCCGAAGGCUUGCAUAAGGCCGCGCCGCCCUUUCCCGGGCUCGCAUCCGCUGCCGAAGUCCCCUGGAGAGUGCCGUUCUCACCCUGUCCCGCCGGGCUUCGCCGGGCACAGGCUGCCUCCUUCCCUGUCCUCCGGAGGCAGAGUGCCAUGGGAAGUACCUUUACUUCUGGAAGGCCAGAGAAGACAUGGGAGAACAACGGAACACAAGUAUUAGAAGUAUCCAUGGAGAACACUGAAAACUCAGUGGAUGCAAAAUCCUUUAAAAAUGCAGAAACAAAGAUCUUACAUGGAAGUAAAUCAAUGGACUCGGGAAUGUCCUUCGACAACAGUUAUAAAAUGGAUUAUCCAGAAAUGGGUUUAUGUAUAAUAAUUAAUAAUAAGAACUUUCAUAAAAGUACUGGAAUGGCACCUCGGUCUGGUACAGAUGUAGAUGCAGCAAACCUCAGGGAAACAUUCACAAACUUGAAAUAUGAAGUCAGAAAUAAAAAUGAUCUCACAUGCGAAGAAAUUUUGGAAUUAAUGAACAGUGUCUCUAAAGAAGAUCAUAGCAAAAGGAGCAGUUUUGUUUGCGUGCUUCUAAGCCAUGGGGAUGAAGGAAUAAUUUUUGGAACAAAUGGACCUGUUGACCUGAGAAAAGUAACAGGUUUCUUCCGAGGAGAUUACUGUAGAAGUCUGACUGGAAAACCCAAACUUUUCAUUAUUCAGGCCUGCCGAGGUACAGAACUAGACUGUGGUAUUGAGACUGACAGUGGAAUUGAGGAUGACAUGGCCUGUCAGAAAAUACCAGUCGAAGCGGACUUCUUGUAUGCUUACUCUACAGCCCCUGGUUACUAUUCCUGGCGAAAUUCAAAGGAUGGAUCCUGGUUCAUCCAGUCACUUUGUGCGAUGCUGAAACUAUACGCUCACAAGCUUGAGUUUAUGCACAUUCUUACUCGGGUUAACCGAAAGGUCGCAACAGAAUUUGAGUCCUUUUCUCUAGACUCUGCUUUUCAUGGAAAGAAACAGAUUCCAUGUAUUGUGUCUAUGCUCACAAAAGAACUGUAUCUUUAUCACUGAAGAUGGAUGGGUUGGUUUGGUUUGGUUUGGUUCAUAUGCCAAGUGAGGAAAUGGUUUAACUGAUCCUAUAUUUUCCUCUCAUUUAAAUCUAAUUGAAUACUUGAAGUGCUACUUCAGAACAUGCUCCUUUCAUAGCAAUAGAACUAUGAGGCUACCUCACACUCAGAACCAGGUAGCUAAAAUUGAAUUUAAUUAGGAAUAAAUAGAAAUGGGUAAUGGUAUAAUCAUUGUGAGAGGAAAUGUUUCUAAAUUAACUGCCCUGAUAAUUAGCAAGUUUUAGUGAUGGUGUUAUGAAUUUUUAAGUAAUUAUGGAAAAAAGUUAAGCAUUGUAGUUAUGAAUUUCAGUGAUCUUGAUCUGUUCUUAUUUGAAAGUAUGCACCCUGGUUUUUGUCGAAUUAUAGACACGGCUCCAUGGGCAUGAUCAAAAUCUAAAAGACCUACCUUGAUUUUUAGAAUCAGGAUAGGGAUAUAAGUCACUGUAUUUUUAGAUCAUUUGUCUGAGUGCAUGGUUUUGUGGUGUUUGGCUGAAGCAUGUCUUUGUUGCAAAAAGUCAUGUUUAAUAUUGAAAAAGAAACUAAUUUGCCAGAAAGGAAGUGUGAACAAAUCCCCAUAGACUCUUACAAUGCUAAAUGCAACAUUAAAGGAGGGAGGCAGAGUUAGAAUCACAAGGUGCUGAAAUGUAGCUCAUCCACCAACAUCCAUCUCCUGUAGUUUGUGGCUGGGCCAAUCUGUUGAGCUUCACAUACCAGCAAAAUACAUGAAGAGCUAUUGUAUAAGAACCUCAAACUGCUGAUCACCUGAUAGCAGCGUGAAUUGAAGAAAUUCUGCAGGAACAUACUGAAAUACAACUUACAUAAUAAACACUGAAAUGCCAUGGAGAAGCAAUAGAUCAAUCAACCAGGCACUCUAAUUAGAAGAUGGUUUGAGCGUGAGCAGAGACACUGUGGGCACAGCCUGUGUGAUGAGGGCAGGGCCCUGGACCAGCUUUGGAAAAAGCACCUGCUAGCUUUCUUUUUUUUUUUUUUUUUUUGUAUGGACUGGUGUGUGUGGAGGAUGUCCCCCAGGUCAGGAACCUCUAAGAAAGCAAACCAAAUCAGAAACUUCUGAGAUGGACGGUCUCCGAAGACGCUGAGAGUCACAACAGCAACCACAGCACAUUUUGUAGUACAAUUUUUAAGCAUGAUAAGUUAUUUUCUGUUGAAGUUUACAAUCAAAGGUACAGGAAAUGGUACUGUUAUAAUGAUGUACUGUUCACUGAAAUGAAAGGCCCAUGGCACACAGGUCCUUGGAAAUUGCUGGUGUCCCUGCUUCUUUGGCACACCAGGAAGCAGCAGCACGGCCCCAAUGGGCAGGCCCUGAGUCCGUGCUCCAUCCCAGUGCCUCUCUGGUUUUGCAGUCUGACAUUUCAUAUAAGCUCUCUUUUUCUCAAAGGAAACUCACAUUUAUAAAUGACCACUCUUUGUCUCACCUGUGGAACUUUUUCUAAGUAAACGAAGCAUGUAAUGGUAUCUUAAGACGUGCUCCUGUGUGACAAUUUUGUAAACUUUUGUUAUGAAUUUUUAUUUCAAACUGCAAGUUUUAACUUACAAAUUA
Molecule: messenger RNA, 2733 nt
Organism: Canis lupus familiaris (dog)
Lineage: Eukaryota; Metazoa; Chordata; Mammalia; Carnivora; Canidae
Gene: CASP3
Product: caspase 3
Exons: 9
Coding region: 232-1140 (302 amino acids)
Biological process (GO): keratinocyte differentiation; apoptotic process; positive regulation of apoptotic process
Cellular component (GO): cytoplasm
Source: RefSeq, a predicted model, not a curated record